GUGAAAUCGAAGGCCAAGUUGAUAAGGACCAAAGCCAUGGAAUAACGACAUGAUAUGAGUGACGCCCGCAAUUGCCGUGCCCAACUAUCCUUGGCAGCCUCACGCUAUGAAGAGGAUGUGGUCCCCCCGGGCCACAGCAGCGUGUGGGGCUCUUUCUUUUCAUCGCAAGAUGGCUGGGGCUACGCCUGCUGCCGUGCAACCGACAAGAAUGCUCCAGCAUGCUGUGAGUCUGAGAGGCCAGCCCUUCCAGAGUCCAAGAGAGCAGAUCAAGCUCCAAACGAAAAGGUGACGAAGUCCUGGAUGCCAAGGAGCUCUUUCCAGACAUCGGUGGGUUUCCUGGCUCAUGCGCUGCAAUACCUCCUUCAGUGUUGGAGAUCCGCUGGCACCAAAUCACCCGAGUUCGUGCCGCGUGGGGACCGCAUGCCGUCCCAGAAAGCGAUGGACGAGGUGGACACUGCCAUUCGGGACCUUUCAGACAAGCUUGGUGCUCAGAAGCUUCCAUUGGUUUUGCUGCUUAAGCUGGAGGAGAUGGUGACAUGCAUCGGCGAGAAGGAGUACACCAGCGCCAACAAGAUCUAUAUGGAUUUGGUAAUCGGAAGCAAGAAGUGGCUCAAUGAUAUGCCGUACAUGGUGAACUUCUCCAUGGCUCGGCAAGACACUGAGGUGCAUUGGGCACCACAGUCCAGCACAGAUCCAGUCGAGGAGGCUGGCGUGCGUGAGCACAUCGUGGCCCUUCGACGCUUGAUGAUGGCCUUGCAGGCAGGUCUUGGCAACGAACAGGAGCCUCACUGCACGACCCUUAGGACCUGGAGGCGUAUGCGUCCGUUUCAUCUCUUGGACCCGGAGGCGUUGGACCCGAACGCGGAUCCGUCCAAGAACUGCGGAUGCUGCUGUGAUGGAACAGUUCGGGUGGGAUGGGUAGUAAUGCUUCUCUCAUGGAAGGGAAGGAUGAGUGUUUCUUCGACAAAAUGUUUGGGUCCAAUUUCGAAAGCUUGCAUUUCGGGGGAAACAGCUAUAUAUUUGCGUAGACUUAGACGGUCCAACCAUUCCCAACCAUCGAUGCUUUUUGCAUCCUUAGAAUCCUUUUUGCAUGUGUCCGCGGUCUUCGCGAUCUUUCUAGCAAACUCCUCCCUCUCUGUGACGAUGCUUCGAGAAUGAGAAAAGAAGGUGAUCAUUUUAUUUUGUUUGUUCCGCCUUCACUGCAUGUUGGCCCUGGUCGGAGCAUUCUCGAACUGCCGCGUUGAGAGCUUUGGAUAUCUGAGGAGCUGGCUGGUCACCUCAGUCCCCGACGUGCGAGGUGAUGUGCCAAACGAGCUGAAGACCGUGCAACAGGUGGUAUCCACAAAAAUGGACAACGAGGACAACACCCCUGAGUGCUGAAAACUGCACCGAUUUGCUGAGUGGAGUUUGGCUCCAACGACGCAGACGAAGACGAAGACCGGACA
This is a messenger RNA of Durusdinium trenchii, 1445 nucleotides long. The record is from the annotation of a GenBank genome assembly. Lineage: Eukaryota; Dinophyceae; Suessiales; Symbiodiniaceae.